Molecule: messenger RNA, 1524 nt
Organism: Acyrthosiphon pisum (pea aphid)
Lineage: Eukaryota; Metazoa; Arthropoda; Insecta; Hemiptera; Aphididae
Exons: 2
Coding region: 91-1398 (435 amino acids)
Source: RefSeq, a predicted model, not a curated record
ACUGUACAAAAUUAUUAGUACUCAAUCAAAUGACAUAUUAAUAAGACGUAUAUGGUAUAUCAUAUUGCGUAUAAAAUAUUAUCAUAAGAUAUGGAACAUUUCGUUGAAGAAGAACUAAAGACGAUUGUUAGUGAAGGUGCGUUCGGAAAAAAUUGUAGCUUAAUGUCGUUCAAAUUAUAUAACUGUAUGGCUGACAUGGAAGAAUGGUGGUACGAAAAAAUAUUUUGUAACAUUACAACUUCGGACGGAUCACACUAUAGCAUAAUGAUCAAGUUAAAAAUUCAAGAUUUGGAAAUGCGUGGUUGUUUUGGAUGUGACUUUUUAUUUAAUAAUGAACUAAUUUUUUACAAAAAGAUCGUACCGUUCCUAUUAGAGUGCCGAGGGCCAACAGUUAAUGAUGCACAUGCCUUAUUUGUACCACGUUUAUUUUAUGGUCGUAAUACAUUCAGUAAAUUAACGGCAAAUGAUGUAAUUAUUAUCGAAAAUGUUAGUAGCUUAGGAUAUUGUUUAAGCAAUACGAAAGUUUUCUUGGACUAUGAACAUUUAAUAAUUGCACUUCGGACAAUAGCAAAGUUUCAUGGACUGUCGUAUACUGCCAAACACAAACAUCCGGGCAGAAUUUACGAUAUCAUGGAAAACGUUCAUAAUGUACAAUUUGAUGCUAACGGGCACUGGAUGUCCCAAAACGAUAUUUUUAAGAAGUGUGGUAAACGAGGUGUGAACCGACUGUUGGAACGGGAUGGGGACAGGUACCAGGACCACGUGCAUAUUCGCCGCUUGAAUGAGCUCUUCGACGACGCUGACAAAACGCUAAUGCAGACAUUAAAAGCUCAAGAACCACUGUCGGUCAUAUGUCACAGCGAUUUCCACCGCGACACGUUGUUAUUCCAGUACGACGAGGAUGGACGUCCGUUCGACGCGUUGACCAUAGACUUCUAUUCUGUUCAUUACGGGUCACCUGCGUUGGACUUGUCGUCGUUCUUAUACAUGUCUACCACGCAGCGGGUGCGAGAGUUGCACUGGGACGACUUUCUGGACACCUACUGCGCCGCACUGGCCGCGUCCGUCCAGCCCGAUGUCCCUGUCCCCGGUCGCGCUGAAAUUGAUGUCGAGAUGGCCGAGACUGCCAUCAACGCGUUCGCAAAAGUGUCGUUUUGCCUGCCAUUCAAGUUACGCGACAGAAGCGAUACAUUGGAUUCAUUGGCGACGAGUGACGAUCCGUUGGACUACUUCCUGGAGUUGGGUGGCGAUAUGGCAACCGAAUGCUUGGCUGACAUGGUUCAGCAUUUCGUCGAUAUGGGCUACACAGACGUGAGACGUGAGUCAUGUGACGUCAACUCAAAUCAUGCUAAGGAUGCAAAGUCAACGUACUGUGAGAGCUCUCAGCAGUUAAGCUAAAUUGAGCGUAUUGGUCCUUGGAUAUUUACAAAUAUUUUAUAUUUAUAUUAUGUAUUAUUGUAUUAGUGGUUGAUUUUAAUAUUUUUAUAUCAGUUUUAUAUCUGAUGUGUUAUUGCUAAAGACUUA